This is a messenger RNA of Setaria italica (foxtail millet), 2639 nucleotides long. RefSeq names its product monosaccharide-sensing protein 2. Gene Ontology annotation, molecular function: myo-inositol:proton symporter activity. Gene Ontology annotation, biological process: transmembrane transport. Lineage: Eukaryota; Viridiplantae; Streptophyta; Magnoliopsida; Poales; Poaceae. Gene Ontology annotation, cellular component: membrane. The coding region runs from base 324 to 2447 and encodes 707 amino acids. The transcript has a single exon. The record is from RefSeq and is a predicted model, not a curated record.
UCCUGUCCUGGAUCGAUCGAGUCAUUCCCACGUGGCAUCAUCACUAACAUUUCAAGAGUUUCUUGCUGUUGAAAUAAUGAAACAGCUGCAAACUCAAGAACAUGCAUGUGAAUUUUGACAAUUUGCAAAUAAUGCCGAUUUAAUUAUCUACUAUUUCUUGCUUAUUUAAGUGAGGUAACUCUGAUCCCGGAUCUCAACCUCACCCACCAUUUCUGCUUCCACUCGUCUUCUUCCUCCUGCUACCUCGCAUGGGCGACUAGCUAGUCGUCUUCUUUCUUUCGUUCGUUCGUUCCAUCAUCAGGUGCUCCGAUCGGAUCGCCAGCAUGCGGGGCGCCGUGCUUGUGGCCAUCGCUGCGGCGAUCGGCAACAUGCUGCAGGGAUGGGACAACGCCACCAUCGCCGGCGCGGUGCUCUACAUCAAGCGCGAGUUCCACCUGGAGGCGCACCCCGCCAUGGAGGGCCUCGUCGUCGCCACCUCGCUCAUCGGCGCCACCGUCAUCACCACCUUCUCCGGCCCCGUCUCCGACUCCGUCGGCCGCCGCCCCAUGCUGAUCGCCUCCUCGCUUCUCUACUUCGCCGCCGGCCUCCUCAUGCUCUGGUCGCCCAACGUGCACGUGCUCCUGCUGUCGCGCCUCGUCGACGGCUUCGCCAUCGGCCUGGCCGUGACGCUGGUGCCCGUCUACAUCUCCGAGACGGCGCCGCCGGAGAUCCGGGGCCUCCUCAACACGCUGCCGCAGUUCACGGGGUCGGGGGGCAUGUUCCUCUCCUACUGCAUGGUGUUCGCCAUGACGCUCGCGCCGCAGCCGGACUGGCGGCUCAUGCUCGGCGUCCUCUCGCUGCUCUCCCUCGCCUACCUGCUGCUCACCGUCCUCUACCUGCCGGAGUCGCCGCGCUGGCUCGUCAGCAAGGGCCGCAUGAAGGAGGCCCGGGCAGUGCUCCAGAUGCUCAGGGGCCGGGACGACGUCGCCGGCGAGAUGGCGCUCCUCGUCGAGGGCCUGGGCACCGCCGGAGACACGGCCAUCGAGGAGUACAUCGUCGGACCUGCGCCGCCGCCCCAGGCUGAAGACGACGACGGCGACAGGGGAGUCACGCUCUACGGCCCCGAGCGCGGCAUGUCGUGGGUGGCGCAGCCGCUGCCGCUGGGCGCGCAGGGCAGCAUGCUGGGCAGCGUCAUCGGCGGCCUGGGUUCGCGCCAGGGCAGCGUGCUCGACCACCUCCGCGACCCCGUCGUCGCGCUCCUCGACAGCGUGCACGACAUCAAGGCUCCCGCCCCUCCGCCGGGCCCGGGCGGCGGCAGCAUGCUCUUCUCCAACCUCGGCAGCAUGCUCAGCUUCCACGACAAUAAUGUUGACUGGGACGAGGAGAACGCCGCCGCGGAGCAGGACCGCUCCCUCUCGGACGACGACGAUCUCGGCGCGCCGCUGCUGGAUGGGCCUCAGGAGACGGCGACCACGACGAUGGGCAUCGGCGGCGGGUGGCAGCUGGCGUGGAAGUACGCGGACGGGCCGGAGAGCGGCGUGGUGAAGAGGAUGUACCUGCACGAGGAGGCCGGCGGCGCUGGCGAGGGCGGCGGCGUGCACGCGGCGGCGCUGGUGAGCCGAUCGGCCCUGUACCUGCACGGCAGCAAGCAGCAGCUGCAGGCGGACGGGCCGGCGAUCAUGCAUCCCAAGGCGGAGGAGAGGCCGUCGCGGUGGCUCGAGCUUCUGCAGGAGCCUGGCGUGCGGCACGCGCUGGUGUGCGGCGUCACCAUGCAGGUCCUGCAGCAGCUGUCGGGCAUCAGCGGCGUGCUCUACUACACGCCGCAGAUCCUGAAACAGGCCGGCGUGAGCGUCCUCCUUGCCAACCUCGGCCUGAGCGCCGACUCCACCUCCAUCCUCAUCAGCGGCCUCACCACGCUGCUGAUGCUCCCCGCUAUCGGCGUCGCCAUGCGCCUCAUGGACGUGUCGGGUCGCCGGAGCCUGCUGCUGUGGACCAUCCCCGUGCUGAUCGUGUCACUGGUGGUGCUGGUGGUGGCGAGCGUGGUGCCCAUGGCGGCGGCGGUGCACGCGGCGGUGGCGACGGGGAGCGUGAUGACGUACCUGUGCUGCUUCGUCAUGGGGUUCGGGCCCAUCCCCAACAUCCUGUGCGCGGAGAUCUUCCCCACGCGCGUGCGCGGCCUCUGCAUCGCCAUCUGCUCCCUCGCCUUCUGGCUCGCCGACAUCGCCGUCACCUACUCCCUCCCCGUCAUGCUCAACUGCGUCGGCCUCGCCGGGGUCUUCGGCUUCUACGCCGUCGUGUGCUGCCUCGCCCUGGCAUUCGUGGCGCUGCGCGUGCCGGAGACCAAGGGACUGCCGCUCGAGGUCAUCACCGAAUUCUUCAACGUCGGAGCCAGGGGUCUUGCACCUACCCACCUUGCAGAGGACGAGGACGGGGACGAGGACGACGAGGAUCGCCAUCGCCGCCAUUGAAUCCUAAUCAUUUGCAUACCAUUCGGAGGAUCCAUCGGAUCCUACAUUUUUUUUUCCGCUCGUUAUUAUUACAUACAAUGUAUGAAUGAUUCUUCCUACCCAUCUGGUGUGGUUGAUAACCGAACCGAGACCUUGGAUAUGUUCUUUCUAGCCACGCUUGGAUUAUAAUCUAAACAAAAUUUUUCUCACUUA